Polypterus senegalus (gray bichir) is the source of this 1604-nucleotide messenger RNA. RefSeq names its product sterile alpha motif domain-containing protein 3-like. The coding region runs from base 79 to 1134 and encodes 351 amino acids. The record is from RefSeq and is a predicted model, not a curated record. The transcript is spliced from 4 exons. NCBI's taxonomy places the organism in Eukaryota, Metazoa, Chordata, Cladistia, Polypteriformes, Polypteridae.
UUUGACGUAGAGAUCCGACUCAGAAAAGGCAAUGAACAAUAUGAGAAAGAACAAACAACUUUGAAUGUGCCCCGUGAUAUGAAAAUGGAAAUAUUAGACAAAUUAGCCGAGCUAAUGUAUUCUUUCAAAGCUUACCCCACUGACAAAGAGUUUGAAGGUGUUGCAAGGGAACUUGUUUCCAAGCACCCUUGUUUGUCUGAGCCUGGACCUGAGAAGGGGUGGCAGGCAUGGAAAAUGAGCCUAAAGCACAAGAUGGGCAACUAUCGUCAAAAAUUGCGCAGCGCUGGUUGCUUUGAAGUCACGGUAAACCAAAAGAAAAAGAAAGGUGUUAAAAAACCAAAGCAUGCGGAGAUAAACUUCCUGCCUGACCAUCCACCAGGUAUCAAUGAAGAAGUACUGGAAUGUGAAAGGAGAGCCAUGGUAGAUGAACUUAAGAAGAAAAAUUUCAACAUGACCCUUCUAAAUGAAAAAAUGGACAUUACAUUCUCCAUGAGACGACAAGAAAUUGUUCAAGAACAACCUUUAGUGUCACUUGUAAAAGAGAAAUGGCCAGGCCUCUUCUUACAGCAUCAGGUGUAUGGAGAAUUCAAACGAAUAACGGGAAUCGACCUGUAUAAAACCUUCCUGUUUGCUUUGGAAACGUAUGCAAAUGGGCUUAUUCGCUUGUUCAGAACAAAAGGAGGUGAUGAAAUCGGGACCCUUUUGGAAAGACUUGAUCAGCAGACUACAGACAUAACUGAACACCGUAGAUCAGUUGCAUUGAAAGGCCUUCCACAUUACCUGAGAGAGCACACACCACUAUUGAAGACUUGUUUGGUAACUAAGUCAAAGGAAUUGGACACUCAAGGUGUGAAAAUCAUGAUGAUUGAAAUGGUCAGAGAUGAAAAAGAUUCCAGGACACUAGACAGCAUGGCAGUUGUGAUUGAGGACACUGUUGUGGUUGAAGGACUGCCUGAUUAUCCCACUGCUUUUUGUGUACUGUUUGGGUUGAUUUAUGCCUUAAAUAUGGAGUAUCCCAAAGAAUGGAAGUACACAUUUGAGACCAUUCAGAAGGUCUUUCUUAAUCUUGGAGAGCAAUGUUCGGCUCGCACCCUGUCUUUAAAAAAUAAGUUGUUGCAAGUUCUAAAGCUUUAACCUGGUGUAUCAAUUAUGUUGAUAUUCGUUUUGCAAGAUUAGUAAUUAUAUAUAAGUAAAAUCUGUUGAUUGAGGGUAAAUGAUGUGCAAACCUUUAUUAGUUUUGUCUUUUUUGCAGUUUGUAAAUAUUUAAUGUUUUUGAAUAUCUUUAUUUAAUUUGAGAUGUUUAAAAUCUUUGACGUUUUAUUUGUUUAGAUCUUGAAAGAAUGGAGUAAAACAUCUCUUCUCAGGUACAAAAAUAUUGUCUUAGUGUCUGUUAUAUGGAAAAUGUUUUGUUUUAUUGUGUUUAAAUUGUUUUAACAUGAAACGAAAAAUGCUUAUUAGGUGUCUCUGUUAAACAGAUGAUUUAAUUUGCUCUUGUUGAACAUCAAUACUAGUGGUUUACUUAACACUAAUGUUUUUCACAAAUUUUAACAGAUAUGUUUUUCAUUGGUGUCUGUUGAGAGAAAAUAAUAAACAGUUUUGCUAAA